This is a messenger RNA of Fomitiporia mediterranea MF3/22, 573 nucleotides long. RefSeq lists its product as uncharacterized. The record is from RefSeq and is a predicted model, not a curated record. The transcript is spliced from 10 exons. Bases 1 to 573 code for a protein of 190 amino acids. Lineage: Eukaryota; Fungi; Basidiomycota; Agaricomycetes; Hymenochaetales; Hymenochaetaceae.
AUGUGGCUUUUGACCAGAGACAACUCAGAGGCUAUAACUAUUAUUUCAAUAAUUACACUUGAACAAUAUUGGCAGUUUGCAAUUGUCACCCUUUUAGUUUAUGAUACUAUUGUUACACUGGAUAGAGAGGGACGCCCACUCAAGAAGCCGGUCAAUUUGGCUUAUUUUCUGAAUCGGUAUAUUGGCAUUAUUGGAGCAAUAUUGCAUGUGUUGUUGGAAGGACUAAAUAUCAACAUUAACAUGUGUGAGGGAUCGGUGUAUAACAAACUGGACUCAGCACUAAUGAACCUCUCAGAUUGGAUAGCUAUAGCAUCAAUUGAUUCGAAAUUUCUUUCAAUUUGCCUCAUGGCCCUCCUCGGUUUAGAGGUUGCUGUUAAAUUCGGUAUAUUUGUUUAUGGAACGUGGUUGGAGCAGCCUACCCCCGAAUCAAUAGCAGAGAAUAUUUCGGUCUGUUCUGCACAAGCUCAAAACCUAACACUGGGCAUUAUUAGCUGGUACGAAGAAUCUGAUUCUGGGCCAGUCAGUGUUAGCACUAGCAAUGCCGGAGGCUCUGAGAAUGCGUCUCAGGUGUGA